AUGAAGAACCAUGAACUGGGCAUUGCCACGCGGUUUACACGGGUUAUAGUCAUGGCAAUCGUGAUAUCAGUGAUAUUGCUACUUGUUUUUGUCGGAGUUCUAGUCCUGAUUCAUAUCUGUGUAAUAUUGAGGAAUUUCAGAGGAAGAACCGACAACAUUAAUAUGGGAGAGAGAGGCAAUUUUGGGAGCAACAGCAUGUCCCAAGAGGAUAUAGAAAAGCUUCCUUGCUUUGAUUUUCAAGCCAAAGAGAAGGGUAGUAGUAGUUCAGUGGACUGUGCAAUUUGUUUGGAUAAUCUCAAGGUGGGUGACAAGUGCAGACCAUUGCCUCAAUGCAACCAUAGUUUUCAUGCUGAAUGCAUAGACUUGUGGCUCUUGAAGUCCCCCUUUUGUCCAAUUUGCAGGGCUAGCGCUAAUGUUCUAAGGGGCUGUUCUAAUUAG
Lycium ferocissimum is the source of this 438-nucleotide messenger RNA. Its product is annotated as RING-H2 finger protein ATL56-like. The transcript has a single exon. Lineage: Eukaryota; Viridiplantae; Streptophyta; Magnoliopsida; Solanales; Solanaceae. Bases 1 to 438 code for a protein of 145 amino acids. The record is from RefSeq and is a predicted model, not a curated record.